Messenger RNA from Cercocebus atys (sooty mangabey), 1040 nucleotides. RefSeq lists its product as uncharacterized. The transcript is spliced from 6 exons. The record is from RefSeq and is a predicted model, not a curated record. Bases 1 to 921 code for a protein of 306 amino acids. Gene Ontology annotation, cellular component: mitochondrial outer membrane. Gene Ontology annotation, biological process: intracellular protein transport. NCBI's taxonomy places the organism in Eukaryota, Metazoa, Chordata, Mammalia, Primates, Cercopithecidae.
AUGGCUGGGGCCCUGAUGAUAUCCUGCAGCCCUGCUGGCCACCAGUCACCAACCCCAGCCGCCACCGAGCUCACAGCACGCACCAGACACAUUACUCACAACCCUCCUCCUUACACAUAUGGAAAUGAAGGCCAUGACGAAGCUCAGGACUUGGUGCUGUGCUAUGGGAUGCUGCUCAAGGACGCUCCUCUAAGAUCUCCUAUUCCUCCCCAUCCCAAAGACAAUGACAAUGACAAAGAAUCACGGAACAGCGGGGCUUCAUCAGACGGCAUCCUUUCUGUGGACCAUCUCACCGAAUGCUCAGUUUAUCUCCGAGUGAACUGUCAGGGAUGUGGGUUCUGCCUCACAGGACUAGAGUGGGAACGUGUGGAACCUGCAGCUGCAGCUGGACAUUCCUCUGGAUACUUCCUGCCCCUGCUAAGGUGGCUUCCCCCAGGACAAGGUAGGGACAGUCCAGCCCUGCAGGAGUGUGUGCUUGUUCUCCAGACUACAUGGUUGCCGCUGUCGGUGCAGGGGAAACCCCGUCUCCGAACUUCCCCGGAUGAAUUGCUCCUGAAAGGCAAAGCGGUGAAGACUGAGGAGGAGCUGGAGGAGGAUGACGACGAGGGGCUAGAGGAGUCCCCGUCGGAGAGACUAUGGGGCCUGAUGGGGAUGUUUCCAGAGAGGGUCAGGUCUGUGACUGGAGCCACUUUUGGUCUCUUCCUCUUUGUGGCUCAAAAAAUGUACAGGUUUUCGAGGGUAGCCUUGUGGACUGGGACCACUUCCUUUAUGAUCCUGGUUCUUCCUGUUGUCUUUGAGACUGAGAAGUUGCAAACGGAGCAAGAGCAGCAACUGCAGCAGCGGCGGAUACUUCUAGGGCCUAACACAGGGCUCUCAGGAGGAAUGCCAGGGGCUCUACCUUCACUUCCUGGAAAGAUCUAGAUUGUUACUACUGUUUGAGCUGUCUCGGUGGGAGAAGUUUGAAAUUCAGUAGUGUUUGAACUGCUGAUUAUUUGGAUUUUUUUCUUUAACUUUGACACAUUGAUCUAUCUAAACCUGGU